This is a messenger RNA of Microthlaspi erraticum, 582 nucleotides long. The record is from the annotation of a GenBank genome assembly. NCBI's taxonomy places the organism in Eukaryota, Viridiplantae, Streptophyta, Magnoliopsida, Brassicales, Brassicaceae.
AUGUCAGCGACGGAGGUCGUUGACUCCGUUGGUUCUGCAAAGUCCUCUGGUUUUUAUGAGCGAACUGCAGCUCCUCCUGGUGAAGCUAGCAGCACGAUCAAGUUAGGCCGGAUUAAUGACGAGGAACUGCACGCUAUCUCGCCGCGCGAUGAUCCUGGAGAUGUGAAAUUGGAAGACGAAUUUCCGCCGUUUGAUCCUGAAGUAGAAAUAAUUCGAUUGGAGAUGCUUUACGGCGUGCAAGCUGGUCCUUCACGACGACGAGCUCCUCGGAAGAAGAAGGUGUACCCUGAUCCUCAUGGUUCGACUUUGUCUACUGAGACUUCGCUAGCGGAUCUGCGAGCUGUUUUCUGGAUUUCAGAGGGAGUCGAAUUCUUGCUCCUGUCGCCGACCGAUCGUGCCGAAUCUCCGCUGUCUGGCUACUUCACCGUUUACGAGAGCUACUUCAGCUUGAGUGAUCUGUGGUUCCCGAUUCCUGAGCUGAUUCUGCGUAUUUUCCGUCUGUUAUGUUCCUCCUGUCCCAUGCAAUCGCAUCUUAUCGCAUUCCAUUCUUUUCCGUUUUGUCUUAUUUCGUCUUGUCCCUAA